AUGGAUCGGAUGGAUGAAUUCUACCAGAUCCUCAUGCGUGGACGGGAUAUCCCGUACACAGCAGUAGGCAACCUCAGCGGUAUGCUCUGGGAGUGGCUAGGUAAUGCCACAGCGGCUGAGUAA
This is a messenger RNA of Peronospora matthiolae, 123 nucleotides long. NCBI's taxonomy places the organism in Eukaryota, Oomycota, Peronosporomycetes, Peronosporales, Peronosporaceae. The record is from the annotation of a GenBank genome assembly.